AUGAUGAAGUUUGCAAAGGUUCAAUGUCUGGAUGAUGCCAUGGCCGAGUUCUUCUACGUUGAAAAUAUCCCUUUCAACACCAUUCGGAAGCCAAAUUUGAGGAAGUUGCUUCAAGCUGCUAUGGACUUCAGCCCUGGAGCUCUUGCACAAAUGAUGGGAUAUGAGAAGCUGCGGAGUACACAGCUGAAGAAGCUUUAUAAUAGUGUCAAUGCUCGACUUGAUCCAAUCUGUGAGGGGUGGAGAAAAUAUGGAGUUAGCAUCGUCACUGAUGCCUGGUCUGACAACCAUAGCCGAUCCUUGAUCAACUUCAUGGCCUCCAACGUCCAGGGUUCGGUUUUCUUGAAGUCUGUAGAUUCCGAGGGCAGGACAAAGAUGGGAGAGUGGAUUUGGGUCGAGCUGAAGAAAGUGAUUCAAGAAGUUGGCAAAGAAACCGUUGUUCAAGUGAUCACUGACAAUGCAUCAAACUGUGUGCAGAUGGGAGAACUCAUGACAGCUGAGUAUCCUCACAUUCUCCACAGCCGGUGUGUGUGCCACGUCUUGGACCUUCUAUUUGAAGACAUUGGGAGCUUGUCGUGGGUAAAACCACUGGUGAAAUGCUGUAACGAGGUGGUAACUUUUAUCACCAAAAAACCUCAUGUUCUGGCGUUGUUUCAGAAGCUGAGCAAUCGGGAUCUCAUCAAGCCAGCGAGCACAAGGUUCGCUUACAUGUUUCUAGUGAUGUCUCAACUCCUGAAUCUGACGACCUUGGAGGCAUUGAAGGAGAUGGUUGUGAGCUCCGAGUGGCAGCGAUUGGACGUCACGAAGACUGCCAAAGCCCAGCGCAUUUGA
Molecule: messenger RNA, 828 nt
Organism: Selaginella moellendorffii
Lineage: Eukaryota; Viridiplantae; Streptophyta; Lycopodiopsida; Selaginellales; Selaginellaceae
Exons: 1
Coding region: 1-828 (275 amino acids)
Source: RefSeq, a predicted model, not a curated record